CGGAGGCGGCAGGGAUGCGAUGGCGGAGUCGCUGCCCCUGGAGAUGCUCACAUAUAUUUUGAGCUUCCUGCCUCUAUCAGAUCAGAAAGAGGCCUCCCUCGUGAGUCGGGCUUGGUACUGUGCAUCCCGGAAUGCCCUUCGGGAGGAAAAGGUGCGGUACAAUAUCCCUAUGUCUUCGGCCUCCCUCCCAGCCAUCAAGAGCCUGGGCCUCUGGGGCAUCUCCUGCAUCAACCUGACCAACCUGGAUGGCUCACCAACUUCACACCAGGUGUUGCAGUCUAUUGCCUACCACCUGGGCCCCCACCUGCAGAGCUUGUGCCUCAGUGGGGGCAGCCCAACAGAGGCUUCCUUUGUGGCCCUGAUCCUCAGCUGCCCAGCCCUGCGUAGCCUUGACCUCAGUGGCUGCAACAGUCUCUUUGCUUCAGGCAUGCUGCUAGCUCAACCCAAGAUGGCACAGCAGGUCCAGCAGGCACUGAGCGGCCUCCGUGAGCUCAACCUGGCUGGCCUGCGAGACCUGGCCGACCUCAGCUUCAACCAGCUAAGCAGCUGUACCCCCAGCCUAGAGCGCCUCUCCUUGGCUUACUGUCAUCUCACCUUUGAGCUAGGCUCAGCCUGGGGCUCCAUUGGCCCCCAGGACUCCUCCCCUUCCCAACUCUCCUUCCACAACCUGCUGCGAUUUGUGAAGGAGCGGGCUGGUAGCCUGCGUGCCCUGGACCUGAGUGGCACUGGCUUGCCACCUGAGGCCCUGCAGGCCCUGGGCCAGGUGGCCGGGCUACAGCUGCAGGAGCUGAGCAUGCACAGCUGCCGGGACCUCUCCACGGAGGCUGUGGCUGCCCUUUGCCGCCAGCAACCAGGCCUUACCUCCCUGGACCUCAGCGGCUGCUCAGAACUGGCUGACAGGGCACUCUUGGCCGUGAGCCGGGGCCUGCGGCACCUGCGGCACCUGAGCCUGAGAAAGCUGCGGCGGCUGACGGAUGCAGGAUGUACAGCCCUGGGGGGCCUCCGGGAGCUGCAGAGCCUUGAUAUGGCUGAGUGCUGUCUAGUGAGUGGACAGGAAUUGGCCCAGGCCCUGGGUUCAGUUUGCGGAGCUCCACCCCCACUGGCCUCCCUCAGCCUGGCCUACUGCUCCUCACUCAAGCACCUGAGGGCCAAACUCGGAAGCUGAGAAGCAGGGCUUCUUCCCACAGCUACACCAAGAGCUGGAGGAUCACGCCUCAGGCCCUAAGGACUCUUCUC
Messenger RNA from Molossus molossus (Pallas's mastiff bat), 1236 nucleotides. Its product is annotated as F-box/LRR-repeat protein 2-like. Gene Ontology annotation, biological process: SCF-dependent proteasomal ubiquitin-dependent protein catabolic process. The record is from RefSeq and is a predicted model, not a curated record. Gene Ontology annotation, cellular component: SCF ubiquitin ligase complex. Gene Ontology annotation, molecular function: protein binding. The transcript is spliced from 4 exons. Lineage: Eukaryota; Metazoa; Chordata; Mammalia; Chiroptera; Molossidae. The coding region runs from base 20 to 1165 and encodes 381 amino acids.